GCCCUAUAAAGAAGAUGACGGAGAAUUCGCUAGGAAAUUGUUACAGGACUUCGAUGUGAAUUUUAGAGGGCCAUUUUACUAUCUUAUAGAGAUGUUCCCAUGGACACGUUACUUUGGCAACCCUGUUUAUUCAACAUUGAAUGAAAUGAUAAACUGCCGUAAUAAAACCUUUACGGAGUGGAUUGAAAGGUUCAAACAUUAUAAACAGGAAAGUGGUGAGAGGACACUCAUCGCAGAGUUAUUGGCCGCUAAGGAGGAGGGUACAAUAACAGAUGAUGGUAUUUUUGGAAUCAUGACUGAUACUUUCAUUGCAGGAAUGUUCACAACAUUCACAACUACAUGCGGAUUCCUACUUGCAAUGAUGAACUAUCCAGAUAUCCAAAAUCACCUUCACAAGGAAAUUGAUCGGGUGAUUGGUAAAGAACAGCUACCAGAACUAUCAGAUUGUGAGAAGAUGCCAUAUAUGGAAGCAACUAUUCUUGAAACACUUCGUUACAUGUCAAUGGUCCCAACAAAUGUGCCACAUAAAACUACUUGUGAUACCCAUAUAGCUGGAUGUGAUAUCCCAAAGGGAACACAGGUUUGGAUGAACUUAU
Messenger RNA from Owenia fusiformis, 596 nucleotides. The record is from the annotation of a GenBank genome assembly. Lineage: Eukaryota; Metazoa; Annelida; Polychaeta; Sabellida; Oweniidae.